Cryptotermes secundus is the source of this 7602-nucleotide messenger RNA. RefSeq names its product period circadian protein (gene per). Gene Ontology annotation, biological process: negative regulation of transcription by RNA polymerase II; entrainment of circadian clock by photoperiod; circadian regulation of gene expression. Gene Ontology annotation, molecular function: transcription corepressor binding; transcription cis-regulatory region binding. The record is from RefSeq and is a predicted model, not a curated record. Bases 838 to 4581 code for a protein of 1247 amino acids. The transcript is spliced from 23 exons. Gene Ontology annotation, cellular component: cytoplasm; nucleus. Lineage: Eukaryota; Metazoa; Arthropoda; Insecta; Blattodea; Kalotermitidae.
CGUUUUUCAAAUCACUCAUCAAUCUUGGCCAAACGGCAAAACAUGACUAUAUUUCUUUGUGCCGCACUAUUCGGGGCAGAAGCGUUUGAUAUCCGUUCCCGGCAACAGCCGAGCGCAACCGAGGGCGUCAUCUGAAAGCAGCCAGCAACCUGUUGUUGUUAAUGGCUGCAGAAUUUCCUAGUAUAGGUGAAGCUUUAUAAGAAAAGGAAUGAAUUAUAGUGGCAUUAUAUCUCCUGCGAGGAACGGUUUGUGUAUUCGCCAAGUUAAAUAUGAGGUAGCUGUUCAGGGUGGAUGAGAGUGUGGAGACAUCUGGUUAAAUGGUUGGAUUCUGAUUUCAGCCCGUUAAAGUAUGGUUGCUGUUGAACGGAUUUUGAUAAGUCUAGAUGAGCCAGGUCCCUCAGGCCUAAUACAAAUAACACGUUUGCCCCACUCUUGCACGUAGUGUGCACAACAGUUACACUGGGUCGGGUAAAUUGGCGCUGGUCUCUGUUACCAUAGUGUCAUUCUUGGUUCUGGGUCCUGCGGUACUCAUAACCAUGUUUUUGUAUGUCACUACUCUAGGAGUUGUGCCAUUACACAUUCAACAGUUGGUUUUAGGUUUCGGGUAAUUCGCGCAUAGUUUGGUCCAGGUGCGGACCCAGUAAAUUGCUGCUGGUCCUCGCCAGCACAGUCGUUCUUGGCCACAGUCUCCUUUCGGACCCAUGACCAAAUUUAUGUUCGUUCCAAGACAGUGUUUGUGUGUGGAAAUGGGGCCUCUGCUUCGACUAGAGGAAGGGUUUGUCUUACUGAGGCACCACAUUUGUUGCAGUGAUUGUACCCACAGCAACCAGGUCGACCAUGGAAGAAACUGCCACCCACAACACAAAGAUCUCUGAUUCAGCAUAUAGUAAAAGCAGUAAUAGCCAGUCUCGAAGAAGCAGUAGGAGUUCCAAGUCUCGACACAGCAUAUCAAGUGGCAGUAGUGGCUAUGGUGGUCAUGCAUCCUCUGCACAAGGCAGUGGUAGUGAGGCAUUUCCUCUGCCUCUUGUUACAAAACGCACCAAAGAGAAGGAGCACAAGAAGAAGAAAUUAAAGUCUUCUACAGCAGUCACUACUGCAGAAACACCCAUAGCAGAACAUGAAAAUGUGGCUAGCCCUGUCUCUCUGGUUGUGGCUGGGGUUGCUGUUCCUCUCCCAGGCACUGCUCCUGAGGAGACAGAAAUCCCAGAGGCUUGCAGCAAAGGAAGUUCUGUUAGCAGCCACACUGGGGUUCCACUUGGAGCUGCUGGUGUUACGCCUGCCACCACACCGGACCCAAAGAACGAAGCCUUUCAAAUGGCUUCACUCACUUGCGCGAAUAAAGUUAAAAAGUCUAAGGAUGUUCAUGCAGAAAUUGCUGAAGAGACUGAUGACCAGUGUUUAUCUCAUCUUGUAGUACCUGAGGAAAGAGCUGAGCAGAUUCUUAGUGGCUUUGAAGUGAAACCAUCUGCAGACAAUGAGGGUGAAUUCUGCGUGGUGGUAUCAAUGGAAGAUGGCACAGUGAUAUUCACUACGCCCAGCAUUUCUGAUGUUGUGGGAUUUCCAAAGGACAUGUGGCUUGGGCGAUCCUUUAUUGAUUUUGUUCAUCCCAAAGAUCGUGCUGAAUUUACCAGACACAUUACAUCUGGUGUUGUUACACCUCUUACUCACAUACAUACAAAAGGUGGAUCACAUCCUGGAAAGAACACAUUUUACUGCUGCUUACGAAGGUAUAGAGGACUCAGGUCUAAUGGUUAUGGUGUGAUGGAGAAGGAGGUCCCAUAUCUGCCUUUCCAAUUGAACAUGACAUUCAGGGAGUUUGUGUCUGAAGGUACUCCUCCUGACCAAGAUGGCAGCAUUGACCCAGAAGGUGUCACUGGAGGCUGUAACAACAUAUUUCUUGUUGUUACUGCAAAACUUAUUUCUUCAGCCUAUAAACAUGGAGGGGAAACUUGUGUAUCCCCCAAGUUUGUUACUCAUCAUCUUGCAUCAUGUAAGCUGAGCCAUUUAGAUCCUGAAAGCAUGCCAUACCUUGGCUAUCUGCCUCAUGAGAAAUUGGGAAAAUCAAUCCUUGAUUUUUAUCAUCCAGAGGAUCUGCCCUUUCUGAAGGAGAUUUAUCAAACAGUAAUGAAGGAGCACACCUCGUCAUUUCGCAGUAAACCAUACCGGUUUAGGGCUCAGAAUGGUAGUUAUGUGCUGCUGGAAACUGAGUGGUCCAGUUUUAUCAAUCCAUGGUCACGGAAACUUGAGUUUGUGAUUGGACAGCAUCGAGUACUUAAGGGCCCUGAUAAUGCAGAUGUGUUCAUGGCCCCAAAUGAAGAGGACACACAGCAGAUUUCUGAAGAAGUUCUGAAGGAGAGCAAAAUAAUACAGGAGGAAAUUAAAAGUCUGCUUAAUGAGAUGGUCAAAAGCACAGUGCAUCUAGAGAGACAGCAGGUGUCAAAGCGAUGCAGAGAUCUGGCAACCUUCAUGGAAACUCUAGUGGAUGACAUUUCCAAAUCUGACUUAAAAUUGGAUCUCCAGCAGGAAGAACAGAGCUUCUCUGAACAUGAUUCAGUAAUGCUUGGUGGAAUCUCACCUCAUCAUGACUAUUGUGACAGCAAAUCAUCAACAGAGACUCCACCUAGUUAUAAUCAGCUUAACUACAAUGACAAUAUACAGCGUUUCUUUGAGAGCAAACCGAAAACAACCCUCUCUGAUGAAUCAGGGGAUUCUAAGAUUGAAGCAAACAGGUCACUGAUGGGCACAGAUGAAGAAGGGAAGAGUGAACUGGCUGCAGACUCCAGUCUGGGACCCAGUAACAGGAAGUGUUGUUCUCCUGUGAAUGGAAGUGGCAGUGGCAGUGGCCACAGCAGUAAUAGUGCAGGUAUUGGGGAGAGUGCUGAGAGCAGAAGAGAUACCAGUGCUACUAAUACCUCUCAAGGCUCAUAUAAACCACUCCUCACUGAAGCAUUAUUAUACAGGCAUAAUGAAGACAUGGAAAAGAAGAUGGUCCAGAAACAUAAAGAACAAAGGAGUAAAGGUGGUGAAAGGGAAAAUAAGUUGAAGAAAUGUUUUCAUGGCAAGCUCUUGCAGAAACAAUGUCAUGGAGUUAAACGAAGUGGAUCACAUUCUCAGGAGGGUGAGCUGCAUAAAGCUAGUAAGCACCCUCAUGUGGAGGGAGGCAAAUUCAAUCCUGGAAGUGGUGGCGGUGGUGUGACACAGUGCUUUGAUGUGGGAAAACAGUACCCUGUGGCUGGGGUUGUGCCUCCUGUAUACCACGAUGGGACUAAUGUGAACUUGUGGCCACCUUUCUCAGUAACUGUUACACCCCUUCAGCCAACAGCACCUUGCUCAACAUAUAGAUUCACCACAAACAACAACAUGCCUCCACCUCCACACAUGGCCAACAUGAUUCCUGUGUACUGUAUUCCAACCACUGUCCAGCAAGCAGGCCUUGGCACAGCUCAGUGUCUGGCACCUCAGGAACAUCCAGGCCCACCUCAAAUGCCUCCACCUGGGGUAAUGUUGCCUGGACAACAGCCCACUUUCAUUCCUCAGCAAGUGCCUUAUGUGAAUGCUGCUGCUACUAUGUUAUAUCAGUAUCCUCCAGUGUAUAGGGGGCCACCUAUCAUGUAUCCAUCUGUGGCAGUGCUUCAGCCAGCCACAACCUUACUCCAAAGACCAGGUUCUCAACCCAGUAUCCCUGUAGCUGCCAUAUGUAAGCAAGAAAGCAAGAGUCCAGUUGUAACAUCAGUCAAUGGGACUACACCCAGCAAGUUCCAGCGUCCAGCAUCCCAAGCCACAUCUGUGAAAGCAGAACCAGGAUCUGCCAUGGGGAGCAUAGCUUCUGCCUCUGUUAAAAGAGGUAUGAGUGAGUCAUCUAAGAAGGAAAAGUCACUCUGUUCUCCAGAUGGUGGACGGACAUCACCAAAUGAUGACGAGAAAGUAUUAAAGGGUGAAGAUGGUAUAAGAGAUACUGGGAGCAUUGGAAGGGUGUUCAGUGUAGUUCGUGAUGUAGAGGGAACUGGUGAUGACUCUAGUAACUCGUCAUUUUAUUCAUUCCUCAAGACAGAUAAAUCUGAUACAAGCAUGAAGAGCUUAUCUGAAUAUGCCAGUGCUAGUGCUUUGAGGAAGACUGAGGAAAUGGUGUGGGAGAAGUCUGAGAAUCCACAAUCAUUGAGACUAAGACCAGUAUUAAAAGAGCCCCCAUGGAUGGAGGAGGUACAUGUGACUCCAGAUCUUGUGUACCGUUACCAGAUGAAAGAUCAGGAACUUGGAGAUGUGCUGCAGGCAGAUCUACAAGCUCUACAAAAUAUCCAUCAGCCUUUCCUUGUAAAUGACCAGUUAAAUCAGCUUUAUUUAGACAUGGAACUGGAAGGUCUUUCAACCAAGCUGAAACUUGAAGAAGGCCUUACAUCCAGCAGCAGCAGCAGCAGCAGCAGCAGUAGUAGUAGUCGUAGUAGUAUGGAGGAUGUUCUUUCUAAUGUCCCAGAGAAUGAGUCCCACUUCAAGGGAAGGAAAAAAUGGCAGAAUGUAGAGUAUGGGAAACUUGUCAUGAUCUUUGAGGAGAAUGCACCUUUCCCUCCACCAAGCACCAAGUGAUACAUGACAAGAUUUGUGAAAAGUAACUUCUGCCAUGACAUUGUGAUUCUGGAAGUGGAUGUAAAUCCACUUGAAUCAGAAUGAUUCCCUUAUGUCCAUUCUUCAUGUUGCUGCUGUAGAUAUAACAAGUACACAAAACAUUAAGUGUCUUGUAUCUCCUGAAUGUGCUUACUACAUUGAUAAUGCAAAGUGAGGAGAUCAGAGCAGCAACAGAAACGGGAUGAGUUCAUAAAAAGCUGUUCAUAUGAUUGCAAGAUUUAUGGUUCGCACAGUAAUGACGUUCAUGGUUACUGUCUUGUGGUAGAUUAUUACUGACAUUGCUUUGGUACUUCCAUAAUGACUCACCAGGCUGUGCAGCAUUUCGUCACAGAAGACUGUAACUUUUGGUAGGUAAUUCGAUACACAAACCAAUUAUCAUUUAUUUUAAUAUCACUUUAAAGAGAUUGAAAUACAGUGAAACCCAUAUAUUUGAUGAAUCUGUGGGCAGAAAGGCUUUCCUCUUACUAACACGAGGGUUUCUCUAAAUGGGGGUUAAACAAAAUUAUGCCAGAAAACUGUUCAUCUUAUGAGACUUAUUGUAUACAAUUAUGAGGAAAAAAUGUUUUUUAUACAGAUAAAUAGAAUUAGAUAUUAAUAUAAAAUUCGUUUGUAAGGUAGGGACAUUAAGAAAACACAAUGUUAUGUGGGAACAGUUUCUGAGGGCAAAAACAUGAAUAUAAAUUGUUGUUUUGACCACAGUCAUACUUAAUCAAAUACAAGUUCUAGAACAAAAACUUUGUACAAUAAAUUCAGGUUAUUUAUUGAAAUAAAAUUUGCCAGAUACAAGAAAAUAAUACAUUGUCCUGUACUGAGCUACAGUUGGUGUCAGAAAAUGUUUGCUAAAUAGUGGAUUUCACUGUAUUUCUACUUCAUGAAUAUGGUUAGUUUCUGAAUCAUUUUGUUUCUGUGAAGCACAACUUGAAGACAGAAGACUGACGGAAAUAUGUCAUAUUGCAUGUGCGUGUUUGUGAUCUGUAUGUAAUUAUUUUUGUAGUUUCAGGAGGUAUGUGGUUUGAUACUGGUGAAGAUGGUAUGUAUUGAUUUAAAGAAGACUGUUGUACAGAUGUUGUAUAAACACAAAGACAGAUACAAAUCAAAAUUUGUGUCUUCUUGUUUCAUUUCCAUUAAGUCAAAAGAAAAAAAGAAUAUAUAUAUAUAUAGUAUAUUUCAUGUGUGUUUUGUUGAUAUGUUUUUUAUGUUCAGGAUAUUUUUUAAUGUUAGAUUUUGUAUUUUGAUAAAUACUGCACCUAAAAAUAGAGCGUGAAAGUGAAUAUUAUUCAUGAAUUGUAGUUGCCCAGUAAUCUUCAUAGUCUGAUUUAAUAAAGUUUAUGUAUGGUACAUUUACAUAUAUUCUUUAGCAGAUCAUGACCCCUUUGUCACAGUGGCAAAUGACGUACUAUGAUGACAAUAUUCUUAUGAAAAUUUGUUCAUUAUUUCUAGGAUUUGAGGUUCUUAUAGCAGUGAUUAUGAAGACCUCUGUCAUCUGAGAUAUAAUGCUGUGUAGUCGGUUCAGAGUCAACCAGCGUUUUGGUGGAACAUAUGGCCUCCAUCUUCAGGGUCGAAGAAUAAGCCAAGCAAGAGACCAGCAUGAAAUAGUUAGCAUUGCUAACGUUAGGUUGGUGCCUACUUUAUGCUGGUCUCUUGCUUGGCUUAUUCUUAAACCCUAUAUUCAUCUGAAACACUGAUUGACCUUCAGCAGGUUACACAGCAUUAUAUUCCAGAAGAUGGAGCUCUUCAUGUCCAUUACUGUGUUUAAAUAGUGAAUGUGUUCAAAUUACAUUUUGUUGAGCUAUAUUUUAGAUUCAUGUUUGAUAAGUAUGUUAUAAUAUAGUGAAUAAAAAUCUAACAAAGAUAUCCACAAGAAGAGGAAAUUAUGCUUCCCUUGUAUAUAUAAGCGUUUUUAUUCUGUGACCCCUAUAUGUCAUGUAAGAAAGUGAAAAUAUUUCAGUCACCAGAAUUUUGCUGAGGGAAGCUUUGCUGUACUUAUAAUUUUUUAGUGUUUUCUGUGGCUCUGGUGCCAUUAACUGACAGUGGGCACUGAGUUUCAGUAGUCUGCAUACUGAAAUAGUGGAGUGAGGAAAUUACAAUGAAUUGAAAUAUUUCUUUUUGGGGGGGGGUCAUAAUGGCAUGUCAAAACAGAGAGGUUAUGUGGCACUGAAAAAUAUAUAUUACCUCUGUGCUGAGGGUGCAGUGUAUUGCCUACAUUUUGAAACAACAUUGUUACCCAAAACGUGAUCAAGCUAGGACUGAGCAAAACUGUGAAAACUGCUGUAUAUCUACCAAAUUAAAUGUUAAAAUUAAUCCUUUGAUCCAUUGUUUAGAAGGAAAACUAUGUGCUUUGAAUGGUGUUUAGGUUCAAAAAGGAUAAGAUCAAUAAGAAAGAGUCAUGAGUUAACUCUUGGAUGUUGUGUUAUGUACACAGUAUUGACUCAUUAUUAUUAUUACAGAGAAUAGGAUUAGUGGAAAUUUAGAAAAGGAUUCCUUUCAAACGUUGUCUUCAGUAUAAUGGUUAGAAGAAAUUACUUACAAAGCUUUGAUGUAUUAUUGCAGAAUCCUGCAUAUUCCUGAAAACUGGUUGGAUAGCUUUGAGGUUAUGUGCAGUCUGUAUGAUGAAAGGUUUUUAAGGAAAGGUAAUUAAUAUGAAUUGUCAGUGCCUGUUGUUAUUGACUUUUAUUAUUUUAGAGUUCUGUCUUAGUAACUGUAUAUGAGCACUUCAGAAAUUACAUUUAUAAAUCCACAGUUAUGAGCAGACCAGUUCUGGGCAUGAAGCUAACCACUCACUGCCAUCUAGUGCCAAGAUUAAGAAUGCAUUUAGCUAGUUACAGCUCCAGUCUUCCAUACAUAGUAUAGUAUAGUAUAGUGUAGUAUAGUAUAGUAUUUAUUGCAUUCAAGCAAAUCCAAUUACAGGCCAACACCACUGGACACAGAACAAGUCAAAUAUCUUCAACAAAUGCUCCAACAAUGGAACUAGUCAACAUAAAA